AUGGCUCAACUCGAACGCCCACAGAGAAAUGUUGAUACUUCAAAAACUCCUACCAUCCAUACCAUGGAACAACUCCUCCGAGGAGAAUCCUCAAAGUCUAGUAAGCUGUCGCCAACCUUGUCUUCUUCCUCCUCGAGUUCUUCCCAAUCCUCUCCUUUCUUCCAGAGGUUGAGGCACCAUGACUUGGAAGAAGACCAUGGCCAGAAUCAGAAGAAAUCAGUUCUCAGUAAAGUGAAGGAGAAGGCCAAGAAAUUACGCCACAGCCUCAGCAAGAAAAAACACGAGGACGGAAAUGUCACUAGUCCUACAGGGGCUGCUGGCCUUGAAGGCGAUGGAGUAGAAGAAGAUGCUGAAUUCCAUGGAGCUCCGAUGUACGAAUCAGAGAAGACACCUGAAGGAUACAAAGAAAAUGCAAGUCCAGUAACCCCUGAGAAGCAUGUUAAACCAAGAGUGGAACAAGCUCGAGAGAAGUCAUUAAGUCGUUCACUGUCCAAGAGAACAACCCAAGCUGCAACAGCAACAAGUCCAACUGCUACUACUGCUACAUCAUCUACAACUCUUUCUAGUCCAACCAAGACAAUGGCCAAAACCAUAGCCGAUAAAGUGACACCAGCUUCUGCUGAAGGAUUAGAUGCAGCACAUUCUAUAACCUCAAAACUUCAAGGCCUCACUGUUUCCAAACCAACAGAGCAUCAUAACGCUUCAUCAUCAACAGCUGCAACAAAAACACUUAACACUUCUUUGUCCUUUGCUACUCCACUUACUCCUCCUGCCAAGUUGCCCUCUCAAACUACUUCAAACCCAAACCUUCUGCGAAUUUCAUCAGCUCCGGUGACUCCAUCGCCUUCAUCUGCUCAACCGAGUGGGAAGAAUACCAGCCCCACAUCCCAAAUAUGGGACAAGGGUGUUUCGAUGAAGGAGUACUUGAUGAACAAACUUGAACCCGGUGAAGAUGAGAAAGCUUUGUCUCAAGUGAUAUCUGAAGCAAUGAGUCCUAGAAGAACUCCUGGUGAUGCAGGGGUGAUGGAGAAGGUGAGAGAAGCUGUAACUUCUUUGCUCCGAAAUGAGGAACCAACAAAAUAUGCAGAUGCAGCUCACACUACUCGCAUGUCAUCUCAAACCCCAGCAUCUAAUACCAACGUUACUCGCGCUUCAUCUCAAAUCCCAGUAUCUUCCAACGCUCAAGAAGUGGUUCAGGAAGAAAACCAUGGCAGAAUUCUUCACGCAAAUUGAAAGUCCCCGUAAUAUGUGUUUUCUACAUGUUUGUGUAUGUAUUGAGUUUUUGUUCAACCUUUGUGUGUAUGUAGAUAAUUAGGCACGAAACAUGAUUUCCAUUAUAUUUGUAAAACUUAAUUUGUAUGUAAUAAACUGUGUUCCGGGUGUAACGGCCUGAAGGAUACAUUGUAUAUUUGUAUUACAUUACACUUUACAUAUUCUUCAGUGCUUUUUUUUUUUCACUGCCACAGAAUUUUCUUUUAUU
This is a messenger RNA of Gastrolobium bilobum, 1480 nucleotides long. RefSeq names its product low-temperature-induced 65 kDa protein. The transcript is spliced from 4 exons. The coding region runs from base 1 to 1233 and encodes 410 amino acids. The record is from RefSeq and is a predicted model, not a curated record. Gene Ontology annotation, biological process: response to abscisic acid. Lineage: Eukaryota; Viridiplantae; Streptophyta; Magnoliopsida; Fabales; Fabaceae.